UGAUAUAUCAUAUGUGAUGAUAAUAACAGACCUUUUUUCUUGACUGACCAUUGAGUCCAUCGACAAACAAACACUUACAUUGAUUAUCGGCGGACAAACAACACUCUUGACCGACGUUUUGUUUGAUUCACCCGAUAGUGGGACAAACGGUUCCUCCCGUUAAAUAUAUAUAUCGUUAGUUUUACUGUUUUGUUUGUCGAUCGGUGACAAUGCCUUUGGCCAAUCUGGUGGUGCCGUGGAGUCAGACCAACAAUGAGGUCAUCACAUCGACUCCCAGUCCCGAAGAACUUCCCGUGCAGUCGUCGCCGGCACCCGAAGGCCAGCAAACGAUUGAAGACGAAAAUUCGACAAUGGAUAUUGAGACCAGUCGUGACAAUUCAGUUCAAGAGAUAGAGGUAACAAAUGUGACCAAAGAGGGUCAUCCUAACGGUGAUCCCGGCCACUUCUCGCUGCUCCGAGUGCUCGGCGAGGGAUCGUUCGGCAAAGUGUUUCUGGUCAAGAAGAUUGUCGGACCCGAUGAGGGAAAUCUGUACGCAAUGAAAGUGCUCCGAAAGGCCACACUUAAAGUGAGAGACCGGGUCCGCAGCAAAAUGGAAAGGGAUAUAUUGGCGGAAGUGAGACAUCCAUUCAUUGUUAAACUAAAUUAUGCAUUUCAAACGGAAGGAAAGCUAUAUCUAGUACUCGACUUUCUCAGAGGUGGAGAUCUGUUCACUCGUCUCAACAAAGAAGUAAUGUUUACAGAAGAAGACGUCAAGUUUUAUUUGGCAGAAUUAGCGCUAGCAUUGGAUCACUUGCACUCAUUGGGUAUAAUAUAUAGGGACCUAAAACCAGAAAACAUUUUAUUGGACUCUACCGGACACAUUAGUCUUACUGACUUUGGUCUCAGCAAAGAGUCUCUAAACAAUGAAAAGUCGUUUUCUUUUUGCGGAACCGUUGAAUAUAUGGCACCCGAAAUCAUUAGCCGAAAAGGUCACACGACUGCCGUGGACUGGUGGUCUUUCGGGGUACUCAUGUUUGAAAUGUUGACCGGAGUACUACCGUUUCAGGGGGCCAACAGAAAAGAUACAAUGCAGCAAAUAAUGAAAGCCAAGCUAUGUAUGCCUCAGUAUCUAAGUCCAGAAGCUCAGAGUCUGCUUAGAUGUUUAUUUAAACGAAAUCCGGCUAAUCGUUUGGGUUCGGGACCUGAAUGUGGGCGUGAAGUGAAAAAUCAUCAAUUUUUUUCAACCAUUGAUUUCGAAAAGCUUUACAAUAAAGAGAUUACACCACCAUUUAUACCAUCCAUUAGUCGUACUGAAAAUUUAUUAUACUUUGAUAAAGAGUUUACCAAUAAAGCACCCGAAGACUCACCGGGUGUACCUCCCAGUGCUAAUGCACACGAAUUGUUUCGGGGAUUCAGUUUUGUUGCACCCAAUCUAUUGGAUGAAGCAAUUGUGCCAAAUAUUGAAAACAACACAAAUGUUACCAACAGUUUUGAGUCACCCAUUAGGUCACAGUCUAUGUCGAGAAUUCUUUUGAGAACUAUUACUAAAUGUAAGGAAAGAUCACUUAAUGACUACGAAUUUUUUGAAGAGUUAGGCAAAGGAUCGUAUUCUUGUUGUCGAAGAUGUGUUCAUAAAGAAAGUGGUAAACAAUAUGCUGUCAAAAUUAUCGACAAAUCAAAGCGUGAUUGUUCUGAAGAGGUGGCAAUACUAUUGAGAUAUAGUCAACAUUCAAAUGUUGUYACUCUUUACGACGUCUACGAAGACACUUCUAAUGUUUAUUUGUUUAUGGAUUUGCUUACCGGCGGCGAACUAUUGGAUAAAAUAAUAAAUCAAAAAUUUUGUACCGAAAGAGAAGCCAGUGCUGUACUCGAAGUUAUUGCCAAUACUAUAAAAUUUUUGCACGAAAACGGGGUAGUGCAUAGAGACCUAAAGCCUUCUAACAUAGUAUACGCCGAUACCACUGGAAACCCUUCAUCGUUACGUAUUUGUGAUUUUGGAUUUGCCAAACAAAUGCGCGCCGAUAACGGCUUAUUGAUGACCCCCUGCUAUACCGCCAACUUUGCCGCACCAGAAGUACUUAAGAAACAGGGCUACGAUGAGGCCUGCGAUAUCUGGUCAAUGGGUGUUCUGCUUUACACUAUGUUAGCCGGUGGAACUCCAUUUGCCAACGCACCGACCGAUACACCGACUGAUAUUUUGCGCCGUAUUGGUGAAGGAAAGUUUGAUCUGACGUCUGGUAAUUGGGUUAAUGUUUCACUUUCAGCAAAGAAUUUAGUGGAACGUAUGCUUCAUAUUGAUCCCAAACAGCGCUACAGAGCCGCUGAUGUAUUGAAUCACGAAUGGAUUCGUUGUCGAAACAAAUUGCCGGAAACCAAUCUAACACAUCAAGAAGUGAGUCUUAUUAAAGCCAAUAUGGGUCUGGUAUUUGAGGCCAUCCAUAAGCCCGCAUCCAUCAGCUUAGAUCCAGUGACAACUUCUGAUUUAGCCCGACGACGGGCUAAUCGUGCAUCUCGUUCACCAAAUAGCCAAUCGUCAGAUAAUUAAUAGUUAAAUCUAUAAAUUUAGUUAAUUUUAAUYAAUUUUUAUCCAAUUUGUAAUUAUUAAUAUAAGUUUGUUGUCAUUCCUUAUUUAAAAA
Molecule: messenger RNA, 2616 nt
Organism: Oppia nitens
Lineage: Eukaryota; Metazoa; Arthropoda; Arachnida; Sarcoptiformes; Oppiidae
Gene: S6kII
Product: ribosomal protein S6 kinase 2 beta-like
Exons: 13
Coding region: 210-2525 (771 amino acids)
Biological process (GO): protein phosphorylation; intracellular signal transduction
Molecular function (GO): ribosomal protein S6 kinase activity; ATP binding; magnesium ion binding
Source: RefSeq, a predicted model, not a curated record